GUGAUGAUGCCCAGGGACUCGAGGGGACCCUUUGGAUUCACCCGUUUGAAUUGGCCUCCGACCUGAGUCAAACGGGGAUGGGAGAUGGAAUCCAUCGUUUGAAUGCGCUUUAAAUUGCAAGAGAGGGCUUUCGUGCACUACCCUACCUCACAACCAUCCAACAUGGUCGCCCGUGUCUGCAAGCUCCUUAUCAAGGAUCCCGACCAUCCCAACAAAGUCUACCAUCAGUGGGCGACAACGAUUUCGCCUGGAACUAAGCCUGAAACGUUCAGGGGGGAUCUUCUCCCCGAGACGGACUCCACCGUCACUUACAAGCUCUCUGUGGACCCCGAGGACCCCGAGGACCCCGUGGAGUAUUAUUCGCCGGAGCAGGUUCUGGCGUUUGCUCUCGAGUACCUGGCCAGCGGCUCUGACGGGCCCGCCUGCCCCCUUCCCUGCGCCUCGUGGGAUGCGGAGAAGCAGAGGCUGACCCUCACCAUUGUGCGCGAGUCCAAGCAGGACCCCAUCAAGAAGCCCAAGAAGAGCAACGCGAAAGAGCCCAUCACUCGCGUGCGAACGCCGGACUCCGCGCUGUUCAUGGAGGCCGUCCGUCGCUUCUACCCCUUCGCCAAGCGCGGCCCUGGCGAAGGCCCCCGCCUGCUCAACACCAGACUGGCCGCCAAUGGCGAGUUGAAAAAGUAUUGGCAAGACAAGAUGGCCGCGGCCUACGCCUGGAGCCUGAAGCGAGGCAUCACGUUGUCGCGCGAAGACUUCCAGGCCGACUGGACAAAGAAGGCAACCGACUUCAACGCCAAGCGCACCACUUACGAGAAGACGACCGCAGCCGCCCGCGCUGUCAAGGACAGUGAGUCUGCUUUCUAAUUGUAUAUACUGUAUAAGCACCUUGCAAUGAGUGCGUUGAGAGACAUGCGCGAGAGGCAGACUUUGCGUCAGUUUGACCUGGACCUUCUGCUCCAUCCUCCAUCCUCCACCGCGUGCUUGCAGAGAACCAGCCCAAGAAUGAGCGUGGCUGGUACAAGAACGCAUGGCGCAGCCAGUGGGGCAAGAUGUGGGACGGCUACAAGCGCGACCCUGUGCGCUUCACGGCUGGCGAGAAGCAGACGCUGACGGAAGAGGAGGUCGGUCUUUGCAAGGAGCUUGAGUCUUUGCUGCCAAGCCGGGCUUCCGCGAGCGU
This is a messenger RNA of Chlamydomonas reinhardtii, 1174 nucleotides long. RefSeq lists its product as uncharacterized. Bases 163 to 861 code for a protein of 232 amino acids. The transcript is spliced from 2 exons. Lineage: Eukaryota; Viridiplantae; Chlorophyta; Chlorophyceae; Chlamydomonadales; Chlamydomonadaceae. The record is from RefSeq and is a predicted model, not a curated record.